AGAAUGUGUCUGUGUAAUCCGAUCUGUGCUUGAAAGCCUUGCGGAGGGCCGCAUGCUGCAGACAUAAGCUGUGUCAAUAAGAACUCUAUUCACUCUCGGAAAACAGCCUCGUGACCGAGUUUGACUGGCAGGCUUCCGAAGGGAGGGCCUUUUUGGAGAAGGAGCUCUGAUUUUGGCGGCACUUCUGACCGCCUUCUCGGACUCCCACUUAUUGUUGAAAUCCUUUCUUGUUAACUUGGAUUUUGCUGGGCUGGGAUUUGGCACGGCACGAUAACGGGAGCGACCUUCCUCACCGUGCAGCCCCACGGCAGCGCUUAGGAACGGGAAGGUGAUGGAUGUAAGAGAAUAUGAGCCGUGCCAGCUUUGCUUCUGAAGCAGUCGUAAGCCCAGCGGAGCUGCUCUGUGAUGCAGUCAUGGCAGUACCUUCCUUGCCGCAUGCUCUUGGAGCCCCAUAUGAGCUUCUCGGAUGUCACACAAGGAAGUGAAUGUCACUGUGGCUUGGUUGCUGAAAAGUGCCUUUCCUGAAGCCACCGCUGCUUGGAUUUCUGUCUAGGGCUGCCUCUCUCUUCCCCCUCACCCCUUUCUUUUUAAUUUGGCGUUGCUUGCAGUCCAUACCUUGACGGCAACUCAUCCAUCCUCUUUUUCUUUUUUUUUUUUUGUGCUCCCUGUUUGCACGCAGUUUGCUCAGCCAUUUUUUUCUUCCCCCGACUAUGUAGCAAAUAUUAAAAAAAAAAAAAAAAAAAAAAAGGAAAGAAAGAAAAACCUGACAUCCUUUUGCUCGUUUUGAUGCUCGUGAACAGUAAUUUUAAGAAGCAAGAAAAAGAAGGAAAAAAAAAAAAAAGUUUUCCCCCCAAGGACUGAGACCAUUCCACAAACUGAAGUGCUGCCAGCAGCAUAUGCUUUUUGCAAGAAUAAUUGAAACCAUUAACCGGAGAGCACAGAAUUCUUUUGAAAGUCUGCCAGUUAUUUUCAAGUAACUUCGGCAGUGGCACAAAAUAUAACACUUCUAUUUUAACUUCUACAAUUGCACUUUUAGGAGCUGGCCUCUAAUUUGAUUUUCAGUUACUCUGAUAAGAUUUCUAUUUUAUGAUUGGCUUUAUGUUUGAUUCUUGUUUAAACAAACACGAUUUGACUUAAAUGAAAACCUAAGUGCUGAUGAAUAGGAGUUCUACCAAAGCAACAAGUUAGUUAUUUCUUCACGUUUCACUUGAAUUCACUUUUUUACCCUUUUUUUUAAAUAAAGAAAAGAAGAUCAGCAGUAAAUAUUGCCCUGAAGAAGGGUGCGAUUGCUUGCAUUUUAAUUUUUGUUUUUAAUAUGGCUGUGAACGUUUCCCUGGUUCGUGAUACAAAAUGGCUGACGUUAGAAGUGUGUCGAGAGUUUCAGAGAGGAACUUGUUCUCGGUCUGAUGCAGAGUGCAAGUUCGCCCAUCCGUCACGGAGUUGCCAUGUGGAAAAUGGUCGAGUUAUUGCCUGCUUUGACUCCCUAAAGGGCCGGUGUACCCGAGAGAACUGCAAAUAUCUCCACCCUCCCCCACACUUAAAAACACAACUUGAAAUAAACGGACGCAACAACCUGAUCCAGCAAAAGACGGCCGCAGCCAUGUUUGCUCAGCAGAUGCAGUUCAUGCUACCAGGCACGCAGCUACAGCCAAUCACAACAUUUCCUGUGACUCCAUCGCUUGCAACAAGCCCCACCAUGGCUUUUAGUCCCUACCUGAGUCACGUUUCUCCUGGGAUGGGCUUGGUUCCUGCGGAGCUUUUACCAAAUACUCCUGUCCUGGUUUCUGGAAAUCCAACUGUUACGGUACCAGGAAGCUCUGCUGGCCAGAAACUGAUGCGUACGGACAAACUGGAGGUUUGUCGAGAGUUUCAGCGUGGAAAUUGCACACGUGGUGAGAACGACUGCCGCUACGCUCACCCUAUAGAUAUUGCGAUGAUAGACACAAAUGAAAACACUGUUACAGUUUGCAUGGAUUACAUCAAAGGUCGAUGCUCUAGGGAGAAAUGCAAGUACUUUCAUCCCCCUGCACACCUGCAAGCCAAAAUCAAGGCAGCUCAACAUCAGGUGAACCAGACAGCUGCAGCUGCAAUGGCCCUGCCGCCUGGUGCACUUCAACCUUUACCAAAGAGGCCAGCACUUGAAAAAAACAAUGGUGCCACCACAGUCUUUAACCCAAGCGUUUUCCACUACCAACAGGCUCUAGCCAACAUGCAGUUGCAACAGCCUACGUUCAUCCCCACAGGGUCAGUUCUGUGCAUGACACCCACUGCAAGCGUUGUGCCCAUGAUGCACGGUGCUACGCCCACCACUGUGUCUGCAGCAACAACUCCUGCCACCAGCGUCCCCUUCGCUGCAACAGCUACCGCCAAUCAGAUAUCCCAGUUAUCAGUAGAUGAACUGAGUAGCAGCAUGUUUGUUUCACAGAUGUAGAAGUUCCCGAUAGAACACAGACCAUGUUGAAAUUCUGAACCAUAAAAUUAUGGAGCACCAGGACUUCUUGGUGGGAAGCUGCGCAUGGCCUUUCUGUAUAUAUCCCCUCUUCCCUUCUAUCGUUCUUUACCACCUCUACAGUAAGCCUGUUGCAGCCUACAUGUUAACCAAAAACUGAUCAAUGGGAAUGUCAAAAAAAAAGAAAAAAAAGAAAAAAAAAAAAAGAAAAAAAAAAAAAGCACUAUAGAAACAAUUAACAAACAGCGCUCUGUUAUAUGAGAUAUACAAGUAGAAAAUUAUAAUAGACUUUUAUAACACAUUACUUUAACACACUUAAUCAUUUUAUGACUACCAUCCUGAUAAGUGCAUCUGCACAGCGGACUGUUGGUUUACUGUAUACUAUCGAUGGAUAAAUGUUUGUCUUGUUUUUAAAGUGUUAUCUUACUGUUUUGUUUACAUCAUAGUCUAUUGAUUUGUUUUAAAGUGUACAUCAUUAUCAAGUAUACUCAAUACCAUUUUUUCAUUAUUGUUAUGUCUUAAGUUUUCAUAUACUGUAGGUUUUAUGGAGUUUUGUUUGUUUUUCACUAAAAAUGUUAUCGUGGGAAACAGGAAUUAUGUGCUUGAAAAACACGACGCAGGAAUGUUCUGCCCUUGUCUGGAUAUUGCUGUUCAUGUCAGCUGUUUGUGUUAAAGGCUCCUUCUAUCAUUUAAGAUUUGCCUUCAGAUAGUCUCCAAAUUUUUAGUACCAAUGAUGUGCAAGGCCAGCUGUGAUUUCAGUCCACUUCAGAGUAUUUCUUUAAAUGGAGUGAGCUGAUUCUGGAAACUGGAGGGGAAAAAAAAAGAGAAAGACAAAAACCCAUUCUCAGUUAAGGGGAUAGGAAAGAUUUGGUCAGAAUUUCUGCAGUUGUGUUGUAUGUUGAAGUGCAUUCUCAGCUGCAAAUGGCGCACAAUCUUUCUUGAUGUUCUCGUGGUGCAGUGGAAAGCAAUAGGUGGAUGAGUGAGAUGUUUUCCUUUGGGCGUUUGCAUUGGAGAGGAACAACUGCCAGCUGUUAGCUAUAAAGCACGUGGCUGGAUUAGGCCCACCAUCGUGGCUUGGCCCAAGCUGGGUAACACUGUGCCCAUGAGCAUCUCUUCACUGAGCCUGCUGAAACAUCUCAGCCUGAAAUCUGGUGACCCUUGCUGAAAUUCUGUCAGCGUGCACCAGUUCUUUAAUCACAUUGGCCAUGACUUGGUGAUUUUUCCCCUAAUUUCUGGCCCUAUAAAGCAAACACAGCAUAAUAAACCAGGAAAAAUUCUACCGUACAUAAACAUCCAUUUUUAUGAUGUUCCUAGAGGUUGGUGGAUGUGGUCUGGCACCUUCUACUUGAUGAAGACCAACGUUUGUCACACAACAAGGGCUAGUUCUCAAUACCUCCUUGUCAUGCGCAUGAAUAAAGCAGCUCCUUGCCCACACACGCACCCUGGGCAGCACUGCCUGGUGCUGUGCUGCCUUGCUGAACAAUCUGGCUACACAGAAUACGUUUUAAUUUGAGAAUGCAGCUAAAUUUGUCCCUGUCACAGCUCUGUACUGUCGCUGGCAUCAUGGAAGAGAUGGAUUUGAUCCCUCGACUUCAUAGAAGUAUGAAGUGCUAAGAGAAAGAGAAUCAUUUUUAAAGCCAGGGGAUGGGCGAAUUGUUCGUGUCCUGCUGCCCUGAGCUUGCAGUGAUUUUGUGGGGUGCCAAGAAGAUUCCAUUUUCUUUUUCCUUAAUCUUGGGUAGAGAAUGCCCUCUGUGGGUGCAGGUGUACUGAAAGCCGUGCAUCUACGUGGACCACAAGGGACAAAGGGGCAGGCUGGGCACAACAGGUAUAGCCCAGGAUGGGCUGCAACCACCUGUGUGUGGAGAUGCAUUCAUAGCAAGCACCUUUGAAGAGUCCGGUUCAGAAAAGCCUCAAGCCAGAAGGAAUCUUUCCAUUCAUUUCAGCAGGCUUUGAACCUAACCCUAAAAGAGGGGAGAAACCCACGCAGCCCCAACCCUCAGCCAUGCACCUCGUGUUCUGGCAGUCCCUCGUGUCCAUGAAUGCUUCCCAGCCGUCAGCAUUCAAAAGCAGGCAGUGUUGCCUGCAAUUAGUGGCUGUCAUUUAUAUUGGCUGCUGCCUACCUGUUCUUUUAACCACUGAGUUUCUGUUUCCCAAAACCAUAACAUUGUUAGUGGAAAAAGUGGAUUUGAGUACUUCCUGUUUGAAAUUAUUUGUGUAUCAAAAUGGGUUUUGCACAACCUGUGCCAGUGCCUCAACAAAGAACAGAGCUGAUCUUCUUAAGCCAGAAAGGAUGCAUUCAAGCUUGUAUGGCUUUAUGAGUUAAAGGAGGUUGGAACUUUUUCAGUGCUAAAUGGAUUUUUGUAUAUCUUGACACUUUGAUGUAACCUCCUAUUUUAUUUAUCUACUUAAACAUCUGGCAUAGAUGUGCAUAGAAUGUAAACCUAGAAUACAGCUGUUUUCACGUCACAUUUAAAGCACUGAAAAAAAAAAAAGCGUUUAAGGAUUAUUUUUUAUUAAAGAGGUCCGAUGAGGGAUGUUCAGGGUAGUUAUAUUAGGUGCCACAACAGUUUUUAUAUUGCUGGCAAAUUUAGCGUUAAUUUGUAAAUGAGUUUAAGGAAAGAAAAGCUUGAAGCACUAAACUUCACCAAAUUCAAAACAAUCUCGGCAAAAAUGCCAUUUGAGGUAGCACUAUUGAAACUAGUUGUGCAAUGACUUGCUCUAAUUUUCUUUGUUCAAGAAAGAAAAAAAAAUGAAAAAAGAAAAAAAAAAAAAACAAA
Molecule: messenger RNA, 5226 nt
Organism: Tympanuchus pallidicinctus (lesser prairie-chicken)
Lineage: Eukaryota; Metazoa; Chordata; Aves; Galliformes; Phasianidae
Gene: MBNL3
Product: muscleblind like splicing regulator 3
Exons: 11
Coding region: 1316-2431 (371 amino acids)
Molecular function (GO): metal ion binding
Source: RefSeq, a predicted model, not a curated record